AUGCGCUUCAAUUCUCAGUUUCUCGCUUUCACAAGCAUCUGUGUUAUCAUCGCUCUCGUGCUUCCACCCCAUGCCGAUGCUGCAUAUAUCGCAAACCAUCCCAGUGGCAACCGGAUUGCCGCUGCGAAUCAGGCUGAUGAGCCCCGUACUGUCUUUUCACUUCCGAGGUUAACUGCUGGACAUGUUCCCGACAAAUCCUCUGAGGGCAAAGGAAAGGCGCGUGUCGAUACUCCUAGCUCGAGGUUCUUCAGGUUUACCGAUUCCGACCCCUCGAACCCGCUGGCCGGCAUUCAGGAUUUUGGCUUUUCUCGUGUCUAUGGCGAUGUUCAACCACCUUUCUCGCCGCGCGAUGCCUCCUCACGUCGUCCUACUCCUCUCUCUCGUCGCUCCUCUGCUCUCGUUCAUGGUGCAGGCGGAAAUGACUAUCUAGUCUCCAGAGGAGCAGCCUCCCCGCGCUCUUCAAAAAGAAGGCUGGGUCGUCGUGGUACUUCUACUGGUCGUAUUCCCGGGACUAUUGACAUUAUGAGCGGAGCGCAAGGCAGCCACCUCGCAUCUCUUGCCCUCGAUUCUCCGCCGUAUAACUCCACCAAUACCACGUCGAGCAACUCGACCGCCGGUCGUGCUAGUAAUGGUUCCUUCCUUCUCAAUGCGUCAAGCAUGAAAGGGACACAGUUCUACUUGGUCGACGCCGAUGACAACGACUCAUAUAACAACCCUACAAACGCGACCAAGCACGUCCUGAUUCAAACUGAUAUCCUCAAUUCCACCUUCUGCGCUACUUUCGACCCGAACCCGUCUGGACCUGAACCAUUGAAGAUGACGAUGUGCCCCCCGUCGCAAUCCAGAAAUGACGUCGAAAACCUGGUUUCCCCGUUUCCCAACGGCAUGGCGCCUAUCAGCCAGAUAUUCGAGUAUAAUCCCUCCAGUGGUGUUAUCAAGCCUGUGUGGACGAACAGCGGCGGCAGCACUUCCUCGCGUGCGAUGUUUGUUGAGCGGGACGGUUCGACUUCUACCACCACUGGCUCCAACACGAUAGCAUCCACCGGGUCUAGUACCACGAGCUCCACGUCUGCGCCUCAACCCACCACUUCCUCGUCUGCACCACAAGCACAGGACGUAACUCUUGUCUUCCGGCCUUCUGAUCUUGCAGCCUCUGCCCCUCCACCUUCUGGCAAUGCUGCUGACUCCAGCGCGGAUGAUGAGAUUGUGACGACAACUAUCACCACAACGGUUGUCUACACUGCUACUGCCACUGCGUCUUCAUCUUCGUCGUCUACUGCUGGAAGCCCUCUGGCCGCUGUCGCCAUUACAUCUUCAUCAAGCUCGUCAACGCCAGCAGCAUGCAGUUCGACAUCGACACUCCCUCCUGCUGUCCACGCUGCUGUUGCUGCUUCAAGCGCGGGGUCAUCCUCUUCGCAAGCAACCUCCACGGGCUCUGCCACCACCCAAGCGACAUCGACAUCAAUGCCGCCCUCCCCUUCUGUCCAGGCUGCUAUUGUCGCCUCAAGCUCGGGAUCGUCAUCUUCUCAAGCAACUUCCGCGGGCUCUGCUACUAUCCAAAUGGCGUCAUCAUCGAUGCUGCCUUCUCCUUCUGUCCAAGCCGCUGCUGUUGUCGCUUCAAGCCUAGGCUCGUCGUCUUCUCAAGCAAUGUCCACGGCCUCCGCCACCACCCCACUGACAUCGUCAUCGAUGCCACCCUCUCCUUCUGUCCAUGAUGCUGUUGUCGCUUCAAGCCCAGGCUCCUCGUCUUCUCAAACAACCUCCACGGGCUCGGCGACUCCUACCCAAGCGACAUCGACGUCGCAGGAUAUGAAGGGUUCACUAGAAAUUGAGUUCGUCCCGGUGACAGCUUCCCCGUCUUCUGUGUCCACCACCUCAUCUUCCCCAUCGUCCUCGUCCUCUCCCUCCUCAUCGUCAUCUACAACGCCCAGCCAGAUGAACGCUGCUGCGAUCGCUUCAGCAAUCGCCAACUCCCGUUCUAGUGCUUCUACCGCGAACGGCACUAGCAUGAGCAGUUCUUCUAGUUCAACUGUAACUGUUGCGCCGACGACCACCGGAAAAUAG
Messenger RNA from Suillus paluster, 2064 nucleotides. RefSeq lists its product as uncharacterized. The coding region runs from base 1 to 2064 and encodes 687 amino acids. The record is from RefSeq and is a predicted model, not a curated record. The transcript is spliced from 5 exons. Lineage: Eukaryota; Fungi; Basidiomycota; Agaricomycetes; Boletales; Suillaceae.